AUGCCAGGGACAAUCCUGCCCCCGAGAUCCCUCCGGCAACACGCUCAAAUGGACCGAACGUCGGCCUCAGGGCCGGAUCUCUACCUGAUUGCCGAUCAGGAUACCGUGUACGAACAGGAUCUCCUCCGCAAUCCCGGCAGUGUCAAGCCAUGGCUGGCCUAUAUCGAAUACAAACAGCAACAGGGAACUCUCUACGAGCAGGCUUUUGUCAUGGAGCGUGCCUGUAGAGAGCUCCCCAGAUCAUACAAGUUGUGGAAGAUGUACCUCGAGUUUCGAACAAAACAUCUCAAGGGCCGCAACGCGACCGUCUAUCGGGCCGAGUAUCAGAAAGUGAACGCGCUGUUUGAGCGUGCUCUUGUACUGCUCAACAAGAUGCCUCGGAUAUGGGAGAUGUACCUCGCCUUCAUGCUCCAGCAGCCGCUGGUCACACAGACUCGACGGACCUUCGAUCGUGCCCUGCGAGCCCUGCCCAUCGCGCAACACAACCGGGUCUGGAAGCUCUACAAGGCCUUCGCCCGUUCCGCAUCUGGCCCGACGGCCGUGAAGAUCUGGGCCCGUUACAUGCAGAUUCACCCUGAGAAUGCCGAGGAAUACAUCCAUCUGCUGGUCGAAAUGGGCCAGUACACGGACGCCGUGAAGAAGUAUAUGGAUAUUCUCGACAACCCGCGAUUCCAGUCGAAGGAGGGAAAGAGUAACUUCCAGCUGUGGACGGAAAUGGUGGACCUGUUGGUCUCAAAGGCGAAGAAGAUCGAGACCGGUCCCCAGGUUGGAAUUGACGUCGACGCGAUCUUGCGCAGCGGUAUCGAUCGGUUUGCCGACCAGAGGGGCAAGCUCUGGGCUGGCUUGGCGACUUACUGGAUCAGGAGAGGCAAUUUCGAGAAGGCCCGCGAUGUGUACGAGGAGGGUAUCACGACGGUUAUGACGGUUCGCGACUUUACCCUGAUCUUCGACUCGUACGUCGAAUUCGAGGAGUCCAUUAUCGGAAGCCUGAUGGAGUCGGCGGCUGCCCGGACCGACAAAGGGCAGAGCGACGAAGAGGCCGACUUCGACCUCGAUCUGCGAAUGCUGCGCUUCGAACAGCUCAUGGACCGACGCCCGUUCCUUGUCAACGAUGUUCUUCUUCGACAGAACCCUAACAAUGUCAUCGAGUGGGAGAAGAGAGUUGCCCUCUGGGGUGAUAACAAGCACGAGGUCGUUCAGACUUACACCGCUGCUAUCGCGGCUAUACACCCCAAGAAAGCGCACGGCAAGUUCUCCGAGCUCUGGAUCAACUACGCCAAGUUCUACGAAAACGGUGGCGAUUUGGACACGGCUAGAGUCAUUUUCGAGAAGGCUGUCAAGGUUCCAUUGAAGUCUGUCGUCGAGUUGGCCGAGACAUGGUGUGAGUGGGCGGAGAUGGAACUCCGCAGCGAGAACUUCGACCAGGCAGUGGAAAUCAUGGCGAAGGCAACACAGGCACCGAAGAGAUCGACGGUGGAUUACUUCGAUGAGGACCUCUCGCCUCAGCAGCGCGUUCACAAGAGCUGGAAGUUGUGGAGUUUCUACGUUGAUCUGGUCGAGAGUGUCUCUUCCAUCGAGGAGACCAAGAACGUGUACGAACGGAUCUUCGAGCUGCGCAUCGCGACGCCCCAAACCGUCGUCAACUACGCCAAUCUCCUGGAGGAGAAAAAGUACUUCGAGGAGUCUUUCAAGGUGUACGAACGAGGACUCGACCUGUUCAGCUACCCGGUUGCAUUCGAGCUUUGGAACCUUUAUCUGACCAAGGCCGUCGACCGCAAGAUCGGCAUCGAGAGACUACGGGACCUGUUCGAGCAGGCCCUGGAUGGAUGCCCUCCCAAGUUCGCCAAGCCGCUCUAUCUGAUGUACGGCAACCUGGAAGAGGAACGCGGUCUGGCCAGGCAUGCCAUGCGAAUCUACGAGCGCGCGACUCGCGCCGUCUCCGACGAAGACAGAUUCGAGAUGUUCGAAUUCUACAUCACCAAGUCGGCCUCCAACUUCGGACUGACCUCGACGAGACCCAUCUACGAAAGGGCCAUCGCCGCCCUCCCCGACCAAGAAGCCAAGGAAAUGUGCCUCAAGUUCGCGGAAAUGGAACGCCGCCUGGGAGAAAUCGACCGCGCCCGUGCGAUCUACGGCCACGCCUCUCAGUUCUGCGACCCGCGCACCAAUGCCGUCUUCUGGCAGAAAUGGGAGGCCUUCGAGGUCCAGCACGGAAACGAGGACACCUUCAAGGAAAUGCUCCGUGUCAAGCGCAGCGUUCAAGCACAGUACAACACCGAUGUCAACUUCAUCGCCUCCCAAGCCAUCGCCCGCACUCAACAACAACGGGCCCAGGACGGCGAAGAGCCAGAAGCCCAGGACGCCGCCGCCGAGCGCGCCGAUGCCAUGGCCGCGUUGGAGCGCCAGGCGCGUGCCCCCGUCGGCUUUGUCGCCGCCAGCACCGGCCCUGAAGGCGGCAACCGCCCGCCCCCGGCCGGCCAGGAGCAGCCUGCCUCCGCUGCUGCCCCCGUCAACCCGGAUGCCAUCGACCUCGAUGACGAUAUGGAUGCCGAUUAG
This is a messenger RNA of Aspergillus heteromorphus CBS 117.55, 2556 nucleotides long. Its product is annotated as mRNA splicing protein SYF1. Gene Ontology annotation, cellular component: U2-type catalytic step 2 spliceosome; post-mRNA release spliceosomal complex; Prp19 complex. The record is from RefSeq and is a predicted model, not a curated record. Gene Ontology annotation, biological process: mRNA splicing, via spliceosome; generation of catalytic spliceosome for first transesterification step. Bases 1 to 2556 code for a protein of 851 amino acids. The transcript has 5 exons. NCBI's taxonomy places the organism in Eukaryota, Fungi, Ascomycota, Eurotiomycetes, Eurotiales, Aspergillaceae. Gene Ontology annotation, molecular function: protein binding.